Parascedosporium putredinis is the source of this 879-nucleotide messenger RNA. Lineage: Eukaryota; Fungi; Ascomycota; Sordariomycetes; Microascales; Microascaceae. The record is from the annotation of a GenBank genome assembly.
AUGUGGAUUCUAGAGUGGCUCCAUUGGGCUGCGGACUACCUCAUGUCGCUGAAUGGAUCGACACAACGCACGCCAUGCGUCUACACGCACGACGAGUCCGUCGACGCCGGCCGCAGGGAAGCCAAGCCCUCGUCGAAGCGGCAAAUCAAAGGUUUCGUCGAUGCCUACCACAUCAAUAUGAACGACUUCGAGCCGUCCGACAUCGACGCCUACGACAGCUUCGAGAGCUUCUUCAUCCGCCACCACACGCCCGAGUCGCGCCCCAUCUACGAAGAAACGGACCCGACCAAGGCCGUCGUGGUCGCCGACUCGAGGGUCGUCACGUACGAGUCGGUGCCAAAACUACGGAAGCUCUGGGUCAAAGGCCGGAAUUUCAGCAUGGCGGAGCUGACCAUGGACAUGGAGCUCGGCGACCACUUCGCCGACAGCGCGGUGGCGAGCUUCCGCCUGUCGCCGCAGGACUAUCAUCGUUAUCACUCGCCGGUGUCGGGGAAGAUCAAGCUCUUCCGCAGUAUUCCAGGAGAUUAUUAUCAGGUGGAUCCGGUAGCCCUGCGCAGCGACGUCGAUAUCUUGACGAGGAACCACAGGGAGUUUGUAGUGAUUAAUAGCGAGGAGUUUGGCGACGUCUUGUUUGUGGCCAUUGGCGCGACGGAUGUUGGUACCGUCCAGAUCCACGAUCGGUGGCAACGACCCGGAGCCAAAAUCUCCAAAGGCGAAGAGCUGGGCAAAUUUCAAUUUGGCGGAUCUUCCAUCAUCGUCGCGUUUGACCAAAAUCGCAUCCAGUUUGACCAGGAUCUUAUCGAUAUGAGCAACCAAGAAGUUCAAGUCUCGGUCGAAAUGGGAAUGAGUCUAGGAAAGAGUCGUAAAUUGAAGGCGUAG